Molecule: messenger RNA, 1390 nt
Organism: Pundamilia nyererei
Lineage: Eukaryota; Metazoa; Chordata; Actinopteri; Cichliformes; Cichlidae
Product: organic cation transporter-like protein
Exons: 7
Coding region: 11-1132 (373 amino acids)
Biological process (GO): transmembrane transport
Cellular component (GO): membrane
Molecular function (GO): transmembrane transporter activity
Source: RefSeq, a predicted model, not a curated record
AGUUUCCAGCAUGGUAAAGGUCAGGAUGAAUCAGCUUGUGGGAGACCAGACAGGCCCGCUCAUGUCCCCGCUGCAGCUCUCCGUCUACUGGCGCCUCGCUCUAAUCUUCUUCUUCACGGCUUUCCUCUUUUUUCUGGACAUUUUCACCACCGCUGUGGUCGCUGAGACAUGUCGCCAUGGCAAUGAUACUGGCACGUUUGCUUCGUGGCUUGAAAAGUUGGCACCGAACAAGGAGGAAAACCAAUCAGCGCUCAGCAAGGUUUUAAAGGACGACGCCGAUUGGAGGACAGAGAGCGGGAUCCGAGACUCAGUGUGUGGUUGGACAGACUGGUUGUCUUAUGGUCAGAUGCUCUUCAUGACUGGUCUGCUGCUGGGAUCUCUGUUUGGAGGAGCCAUAUCUGACCGGUACGGAAAGCGUCCAGUACUGCUGAUUUCCAUGUGCGUGCACGCCGUGUGUGGCCUCGUUCCUGCUGUCUUUCCUCAACCACUCCUCUUCCUUAUUCUUCGCUGCCUGACUGGAAUCUGCUGCUGCUGCAUCAACAUCUGCGCCUUCAGUUUAGCAGUGGAGUGGACUCCCCCUGAUUCUCGGCUGUGGCCGCCGGCUUUCCUGCCAUUCUGCUUCAGCCUGGGGACAAUGGGUGGAGCUCCUUUGGCCUGGCUCAACCCUACCUGGACACGUCUGCACCUGUCACUGGCUCUGCCUCAGAUCAUUUGUCUGCCACUCUACCUUUCAAUCCCAGAGUCUCCCCGAUGGCUGUUGUUAAAGAAGAGGACAGAUAUCCUGGACCGUUACCGGAGCAACAGCCCUGCAGAUAACCAGCGCUUGGACCUGUGCGGCAUCAGCUUUGACAUACUAUGGAAUUUGUUUGAACAUCGGCUCAUUCGGUGUUGGCGUUUACUCCGCCCAGUUCUUUUCCGGGCUAUCAGAAGCUCCCUGCUUGCUUGUCCCAUUGGUUCGUCUGGGACGCCGGCCAAUGAGCAUGCUCGCUCUGUUCCUCAGUGGAGCUGCCUGCUUCGUGUCGUUACUCCUGUCCAGGUACAAUGGUACGCCGAUGCUGGUUAUGAGUCUGGCUCUGUUGGGGAAACUCUGCGUCCUGGCUGCCAUCUUUAUCUCCACUCUGUACAGCAUUGAACUGUUCCCCACUGUGGUCAGGUAGAAAACAACACAACACUCUUUAAUGCAGGUUUUCCACAAGCAGACAUUCCUCUAAUGUUCACUUGAGCCUGGCUUCAAACUUAAAAUGUCCAGAUUUACUGCAAAAUAAACAUGUUUAUAACCUGUUUAAUUUACCUCUUUCUAACAGCCUUAUGGGGGUGGAGGUACAUGUCUUAUAACGCUUGUAUUAAAAAUUAGCUGUUUUUUAAAAAUAGGGGCGUGGCCUCUUUGACU